Molecule: messenger RNA, 762 nt
Organism: Candidozyma duobushaemuli
Lineage: Eukaryota; Fungi; Ascomycota; Pichiomycetes; Serinales; Metschnikowiaceae
Product: phosphatidylinositol-3-phosphatase
Exons: 1
Coding region: 1-762 (253 amino acids)
Source: RefSeq, a predicted model, not a curated record
AUGAAGGGGUUCAUGGUUCUUAUCGAGAAGGAGUGGCUCAGUUUUGGUUUCAAAUUUGCGACCAGAGCCGAUCAUGGUGCUUGCGUUGGAGCACUUCUUCCUGCAAAAGAAGACGCCAAAGGGGAUGCUUCGAAUGAUUCUGAUAGUGUCACCUUCCCUGCAUCAUCGAACUUCACCUCCAGCGUGAACAAAGCCAGUGUUGCCACAUUCCUUCUGAAGGCAGCGCUUCGUAUUAAAAACACAGCUUCAGCGGCAAAACUGUCGGUAUCAGACCGUAGCACAGAUGAUUUACGCGACGAUACCAGUGCCACAUACACCGGGAGCAGUGAGAAAUCACCAAUUUUUCAUCAAUUUCUUGAUUGUGUGUAUCAGAUUCUUCGCCAGCAUCCAGACAAAUUUGAGUUUAACAGCAGGUUUUUGAAACGACUCUUUUAUCACCACUACUCCUGUCAGUACGGCACUUUCUUGUGUGAUUCUGACUUUGAGGCCUCGACGUUGCUCAAGACGAAGACUUGGAGUACUUCAGUCUGGGAUUAUUUCUUGUCGAGACCCAACGAAUUUAAAAACCCGAAGUUUGAUCCAUCUCAAGAUUCCGAGGUACUCUUUUCGAACUUUUCUGACGUGAAGUGGUGGUUCGAGCUUUACGGAAGGUCUGAUGAAGAGAUGAAUGGUUUGUCAAACUCGUUGGACCGUAAAUUCGCACAGCUUAGACUCGGAGAAAGUCUCCCGCAAAGUGAUUCCGAAUCUUCCACAGGUACCUAG